UAAGAACAUACCAAUAAAUAUAAAUCAUGCCAAAGUAGAAGAUGAUGAUGAUGACGAAACAGAUGAAUUUGAUCCUCUUGGAACAAAUCGUACUAGACAUUUGAGUAAUUCAUUAAAAUCUUUAGAAAAAAAUAUUUGGAAAGAAGACGAUUAUUUCAAUUUAUAA
Messenger RNA from Entrophospora sp. SA101, 166 nucleotides. The record is from the annotation of a GenBank genome assembly. Lineage: Eukaryota; Fungi; Glomeromycota; Glomeromycetes; Entrophosporales; Entrophosporaceae.